AGCUUGGCUUCCCAGGCAGAGUCCGCGCGUCCGCGCCAUGUUGUGGAGCCAUGCACCACUGUGUCCACACCCCGGAUUCUGGGCCACCUCUGGCUGCCUGCUGACAAGAAGCGUUCGUUUGCUUGCAGACCUGCUGUGUUUCGGCGCUCUGGAGCUCCAUGCGUGGAUCGCUGGGGCCUCCAGCGAAAACUUGACUGCGAGGUUCCACAAGGACUACCCACAGCACGAGGCGCUGCUUCAGGAUUCCUUUGGUUUGGUCUCGCUGGUCGCCUGGCUGAUGACCCUGGGCCUUGUGGCGUGGCACGUCGUGGCGACCCUGCGCCGCCUCUGCCGUGCUCCGGAGGUGCUCUUCUUCCCGGACCCUUCGGGCGUGCACGUGCGCCACGUGUGCCUCCUGCUGCGGGGCGCGCGGCGCCGGGUUUGGGUGGCCAUGUUUGCCCUGACGGACGACGUGCUCAGCGAGGAGCUGCUGAGGGCCUGGCGGCGCGGCGUCGACGUCAAGGUCGUGGUGGACGACGAGCAGUGCCGCAUGCCAGGCGCGGAUGCCCAGAAGCUGCUGGACGCCGGCGUGCCACUGCUCCUAGAUGACUCCCCUGCACGGAUGCACCACAAGUUUGCUAUCGUGGAUAGCUGCCUGCUCACCGGGAGCUUUAACUGGACAAAGCAAGCCAGCACGACCAACUGGGAGAACCUUUGCAUACUCAGGGAUGCAGCCGCAGUGGCUUCCUUCGCAGCGGAGUUCCAGUCUCUUUGGCGCCUCUUCCAGCGCAAGCAACACCCGGGCAAACGCAAGCGAGAUGCCACGCCGAAAAGGUAGCUCCUGGCAUCUCUUGGCAGCUGUUGGAGUUCGAGCGCCGCCGUGCUCGUGCCACCUGUGCCACAUGAAUACGCAGGACAUGGCCAAGCUAUGCGUCUUGCGAAGUGAGGUGUC
Effrenium voratum is the source of this 931-nucleotide messenger RNA. The record is from the annotation of a GenBank genome assembly. Lineage: Eukaryota; Dinophyceae; Suessiales; Symbiodiniaceae.